This is a messenger RNA of Musca vetustissima, 883 nucleotides long. RefSeq names its product ras-related protein Rap-2b-like. The annotation marks the transcript as partial. Lineage: Eukaryota; Metazoa; Arthropoda; Insecta; Diptera; Muscidae. Gene Ontology annotation, molecular function: GTP binding; GTPase activity. The record is from RefSeq and is a predicted model, not a curated record. The transcript has 4 exons.
AGUUGGCCGGAAUAAUGCUGUGGACGAUGCCAUCGGUCCGACAAAUGCACGUCACAAAAUCGUUGUUAUGGGCGCUGCUAAAGUCGGUAAAACCUCAAUAAUUACACAAUUCCUUUACAACACAUUUACGACCAAAUACAAGAGAACCAUCGAAGAGAUGCAUCAGGGCAAUUUUUCUAUAGCCGGUGUCAGUUUAACAUUGGAUAUUUUGGAUACGGCUGGUUCAUAUGAGUUCCCUGCAAUGCGAGCCCUUUCCAUAUCUUCGGCAGAUGCAUUCAUUUUGGUCUAUGACGUCACAGAUGCAACAACAUUUGAAGAAGUGCGAAUGAUACGCGAUCAAAUACAUGAGACUAAGGGCACCUCAGCGGUCCCAAUUGUGGUUGUGGGUAAUAAAAUAGAUUUACUAACUGAAAACAGUGAUCUAAGAGAGGUUGAAUAUGCCACCACAGAAUCGGUUGUAACAGUAGACUGGGAAAAUGGUUUCGCUGAAGUGUCAGCGGCAAGGAAUGAAAAUAUCACUCAAGUCUUCAAAGAGCUAUUAUCACAGGCAAAAAUCACGUACAAUUUAAGUCCAGCAUUACGUCGACGCCGUCAAUCGUUACCACAACAAGUGGGCAAUAAUGGAGCGGGUACACCGACACACCACAACCAUCCAUCGUCACAUCAUCAUCACCACCAUCCGCAAUCGCACUCAUCUGCCUCGUCGUCAUCAUCAUCCGCCUAUGGUGGUGCAGCAGCCGCCCAUGCACCAACGGCAGCCCAAUUGCAACAUUUGCAGCGAAUACAGGAACGCAGUUUGGGUAGCAAACGUAAUUCAUGUGCAAUUUCCUAAAAAUGUCAGCAACAAUAAUAAUAGCAACAGUAACAACAACAACAGCAGCAG